AUGAACUCACGUCAAGGCAACUACUAUUCUGAGAGAGAGUCAACCUACAGCAGAGGCAGCUAGAAGCAAGCUUAUCAAGCUGAAUACUAGGCACAACCUAGAUAGAGCCAGCUACUUCCCAAUGAGAUCAGAGUGAGCAUGAAGAGCAGAUUCAAGUUUGUGGUCGACAAUGUUAUGUAGAUUCUGAGAGAAGGAUACCCCAACUGCAAAGUUGUCGGUCGCGGCAUGGCAUGCUAACUCACAAGUGAGGUCUACAGCUACUUCAAGAGAAACUUCACAAACUUCAUCUAUGAGUGCAUGAAUGCCAAAGCCCUCAACAAGGUUGGUGAGGUAGUAGAUGAGUUCCACUUGCUCAUUUCUAAGAGAGACUAAAUUUCAGAGGCUGCUACUUAGUCAGGAUAUCAAAAGAGAUAUCCAAGAGAGGUGGGUCAGCAAAACUCUCACAAAUCUGGCUAAUUUCAAGCAAACUCAAUCAAUAAUGGCUAUCGCCAACCCAGAUAAUUCCAGACCUAUACUAACCAGCAGCAAGAGAAGAGAUUCAAUGGAUAUGGAGGCUAUGGAAAGUAAGGCAGAGAAGAUGCACCAUACUCACUGAGACAAAGAUAAAGAUCUUAUUCUGGUGAGAAAGGCAAGACUGAUGAUCUGCUUCAAGCCAAUCAAGUUGGAAGAGAUUAGAGGAGAUACUACAAGGAUGACAAUGAGGCAAGAGGUCAAGAGAAUGGAUACUAGAGAACAUUCAAGGGAGAAUACUAAGGGAAAUCCCAAGCUCAAUUUGAAAGAUCUGGCUUCUCAAGACCAAUGAAUGGUGGGGCAACCUCAAAAACCAACAGUAGCAUGACAGGAGUUAACAGAGGCAAUCAAGGACAGCAGAGGAGAGAACUCCAGAAGUACUCAGAUGGCAACGGCUACUAUGUUCCUCCUAAUGAGAACAACAAGUUUCACAACUAAGGAGAGAGAGGCAACUAGAGAAAUGGCUAUGGAGAUGGCUACAGAAGAAGCAACUACCAAAACUCAAAUCAUAAAAACAACCUCACCUUUGGAAGAACAGGAUACAACUAGAGAAACAACAACAGCAAUCAAGGCUACAAUACUGGAGUUUCAAGAUCUGACUAGGAAGGCAAGAACUUCAGAGAGAGAGGCCAGCCAGAGCAGACCACUGUUUCACCAUUGAUUGAGUGA
This is a messenger RNA of Stylonychia lemnae, 1179 nucleotides long. The record is from the annotation of a GenBank genome assembly. NCBI's taxonomy places the organism in Eukaryota, Ciliophora, Spirotrichea, Sporadotrichida, Oxytrichidae.